Molecule: messenger RNA, 2040 nt
Organism: Naumovozyma dairenensis CBS 421
Lineage: Eukaryota; Fungi; Ascomycota; Saccharomycetes; Saccharomycetales; Saccharomycetaceae
Exons: 1
Coding region: 1-2040 (679 amino acids)
Source: RefSeq, a predicted model, not a curated record
AUGCUCAUAUUAACUGAUCCUACAUCGAUGAAACCAUCACGAACGAGAAUGUUCCUUGCAAAAAGAACCACAAGUGAGAGUACAACAAUGGGAUUAACAAUUGGUAUUCCAGUAGGGGUAGCAGUUUUGUUCUUCUCACUGAUAUCAACAAUAAUCAUAUAUAAAAAACAUCAAAAAAGGAAAAAUAACCAUAAUAAAGUACCGACAACUACCGCAUUAUCGAUUGAAAAGCAAACAGUAAUUAAUAAUGAUGAUAUCGAUCUCAAGAUACCAGAUUCAACUCCUCAUUUAAUGAAUAUAUCUCAAUUCGAUAUAGUUCAAUCUCCAACCUCUUCUUCACCGACUUCUUCCUCUUCAUUAAUCCCUUCCAAUUUUAAAUAUAAUCCAUCUUCCAAUGGUACAAUCGCAUCAACCAAGGAAGUUAUCGAGACCGACAAUUCUUUAAAUUUUAAUAAUGAUAGCACUAUAACUGAUGAUUUUGACUUCGUAGAAAAGAACAUCUCCAAUAAAAUUUCGAAAGUUGAAACAAUUACUACUGUUUCAAAAGAUGAUAGUACCAAUAACAAUAUGAUAUCCAACAAAGACGUGCUAUAUACUACUAUUUCUCCAGAAACUAAACCUAAUAAUAAGCAUAAGGAUAAUAUUAAUGGACAUACUGGAUCUGACAAAUUUAACGUGGCUUUUGACCUUUUAGAGGGGAAUGAAAGUAAUAUUUCCAAGCAUUCAACAAAUAAUAUCGGCACUAUUGAUAGUGAGAAGAUUACACCCGAUUUACAUGAAUCUAAGCAUGAUACACAUAUUUACUCAGCCGCGAAGAAUAGCAUAAUGGAAGACAUCGAAUUUGUUAAUGCGGAUGGAGCACUGGAAUCUCUAAAGAAUACUGGACAAAUUGAUAAAAAUACUGACAGUUUCGGACAAAUUGACGAUAAUUCCUCUAAUUUUAUGAUAGAUAAUAACAACAAUAUUAAAACAGACAAAGAAGCCGCUAAUGGUCACCAAAUUCCUAGUGUUGACAAAUUCGAUUUUGAGAAUGCCAUAGAAUUCGAAGCAGCUAGCUCCUCCAACUUAUUACAUGGUCCAAUAUUAGACCUAGUUUCAUUAAAGGACCAUUCACCUGAAGACGAACUUGUCGAAUCUGGGGGCCGUCCAAUAAACGAAACAUGUGAAGAUGCUGAGGAGCAAUUAGUUGAACCAAUAGAGCUUGAAAAAGUAGAAUGCCAACAGGAAGAUAUCCAGUUCCUAGAUGAAGUAAAUCACGAACAGAUAGAUUACGACAGAAGUCAGGAAUCAAUAGAAGACGAAAUAGAAGAAAAGGAAAACGUUAUAAGAAUUGCAAGUAUCUAUGAAUUAUAUUUGGAAGAUUUUAGGAAAUCCUUUUUAUCAACCUCUUCUUCUAUAUCGUCACCUGUUUUGAAUAACCAUACUACUAAAACUGACAUCGACAAUACUGAGGAUACUAUCAAUGAUGAUAACAAAGAAAAUGAUACUAGUACCCUAUUUCCAUUGCAAGAAAGGCUAGAUGCUUCAACUCCAUUAGAAACAACAUUCCUAUCUUCGGCAUCAUCCAAUUCUAAUCCAAAAGGUCGGUUUCUGCCCAUAAUCAACCAAUAUCCAGAACAACAAUAUCUUAUUGAAACCCCUAAAUCUGAAUCAAAUAGUACCUUUACUCAUGCUCAUCCUGAAGUGAAAACUCCCAAAGGUUUAACCCCAUCACCGCCGUCUGCAACGGAUUCUGCGUCAAUUUAUAAUUUGAAAUCAAUAAUAGAUAAAAUGAAUGAUGGUUUAGGAUUUGAAACAUCACCGACCGACACUUCACGUCGAUUACCAAAAUUAAAAGUUCCCAUCAUGUUUAGAAAUAAAGACCCCCACUCAAAACAACGUGAUCCAAAUGAAGAGUUGAAAAUUGACCCAACAGAAGACUUGUUAAAUGAUUAUUCAUUUACAUCUGAAUCUGAUGAACUUCGAAUGAUACAUACAGCUCCACCCAGUACCAACAUCUUGCCAAGAACGAUCAAAGGAACAGCAUUAAUAAAUCAAUGA